This is a messenger RNA of Carya illinoinensis, 2976 nucleotides long. Its product is annotated as AT-rich interactive domain-containing protein 1-like. Bases 507 to 2384 code for a protein of 625 amino acids. The record is from RefSeq and is a predicted model, not a curated record. NCBI's taxonomy places the organism in Eukaryota, Viridiplantae, Streptophyta, Magnoliopsida, Fagales, Juglandaceae. The transcript has 4 exons.
AGUAGAAGGCCUUCUCUUUUGUUGGUAAUUUUGACAAGCAUCCUGAAGGCAAUAAAAACAAAAGAAACAAAAUGGAACGAAUAAGAAGGCAUCUUGUCCACUGAAUUGGAAACCCCACACCACAGCCCCAAAGGCCAAAGCUUUACAGAGAAAUGUACUGGUACGUUUUUUUAUCCUUUGGGUCCUCUCUUUUACUCCAAUGACGAUAUUUUUUUAGGGAUUUUGAACACGAGGGUCUAUAUCUGUGCAAAACUUGAAUUUUAGCCCCCCCUCCCUCUCUCUCUCUCUCUGUCGCACGCAUGCACGCACGAAUAUCUGCAAUUAAGGGAAAGAAAGCGUGGGGACAUGAGUUGGGUUCCGAACUAGCUCGCAGCUUUCAAAGCGCUAGCUAGUGUCGAUAUUUUCCCGCCAAAAACCGGGAUUCCAAGCAUGACCCGGGUGGAUGAUCGACUGCAACAGAUUAAGAAGAGAGUGACUUGGGUUUUUAGGGUCUGAACUCGGAAUAAAUGGCAGGGUGGUGGAUGCUAGCUCAUGAUGGGUCUGCUUUAGAUUGCGCCAAAUCCCCAAGAAAGAAGCUCAAGCAGAACUUCUUCUGGGUCGAUCUCGAACAGGCUCUGGACGGGUCUGAUAAGGCCUCGAGAACCUGUGUUGAAGGCGAACGAGAACCUGAUAAGCUCCGAUGCGAGCUCGAAUGCUUUCUUCGAGGUAUCCGCAAGGAGAUCUGCGCCGAAGAACCUUUUCCGCCUCUACCUCCUCCGAUGCUUGAAGAUGGGCGACGCGUGAAUUUGCUUAAGCUUUUCUGGGUUUUGAGAGGGUGUGCGCGAUUCUGGUGGCCAAAGAGUCCAGGUUGUUGGGUUCGGAUCUUUCCGCGCCGACGUUUUGGUGGGUAUUUCAUGGACUGUCUGCCUGGGCUUACAGCUAUUACAGCAAAAGUUCCGGAUAAGAAGAACGAUGGCGAGUACCCGCAUCUAGAGUCAGCGUCUGAUGAGGUGGAGUCGAAUGGAAGCGAAAAAUGUUUUGGUGAUGAGGGAUUGUCAGGUUUGGAUUUGGUGGGAAGGAUUGAUGAUAGUGACAGUUUUUGCAAUGAAGGAGGAGAGGUGAUAGUGUUGAAUGGGGACGGGAAUGAUGUUAUAGAUGAGAAAAAGACGUGUUUGGAUUCGAGUGAGAGUGUUGUGAAUGAACGGGGUGGUGGAAAUUUGUGUUUCAAUAUUGAGGUAAAUAGUUUGGUAGCUGAGUUGGAUGCAGGGAAGGGAUGCGACGUUGAUGACGAUGGUGUGGUGGUUUUGGACCCAGAGAGUUUUUGUGGUAAGAGGAAGCGGGAGUCUCUGUGUGGAAUGCUCAACUGGGUUAUGGGGGUGGCAAAGAAUCCUUGUGAUCCUGCCGUUGGUUCAUUACCGGAACGGUCCAAGUGGAAGUCUCAUGGUAAGGAAAUGAUGUGGAAGCAGGUUUUGUUGGCUCGGGAGGCCAUCUUUCUGAAAAUGCGAGUUGAUUCGAAUGCUGACCAAUGGCAGAGAACUCAGAAGAUGCAUCCAUGCAUGUAUGACGAUCAAAUUGGCUCAAAUUACAAUUUUAGAGAGAGAUCAAGACGUUGCAAUUCUGAGAAAAUGAUGUUUCAGAUAGAAGCUUGUUCUGAGUCACCCUCAGCCACUCAAAGUGACUUGGACAAAACUUCUUGUGCAGUAGGGGUGGAAAACGGAAUCAACAAUCAAUUGCUUGGAACCUCUGAUUUGUUUACAGAAGAUUCAGGACUUGAUAAAUAUGUCCCAAAACGCAUAUCUUGGAGGCCUUGUUUUAAAGCUGAAGUGCAGGAGUGGACUGGUGUGACUUCUGAAAGUGACCUUAAGUGGUUGGGCACCCGAGUUUGGCCAUUAGAAAAAGUGGAUCAGAGAUAUAUCAUUGAAAGGGAUCCAAUUGGUAAGGGAAGGCAAGAUUCAUGCGGCUGUGAAGUGCCUGCUUCUAUUGAAUGUGUCAGGUUUCAUGUUGCUGAGAAAAGGCUGAGAGUGAAGCGGGAAUUGGGCUCAGCUUACUAUCAAUGGGAAUUCCAAAAAAUGGGCGAGGAAGUUAAACUUUUGUGGACAGAGGAAGAACAACAGAAAUUUAAGGCCAUACUGGAUUCGAAUCAUCCAACUCUUCAGAGGUGUUUCUGGGAUCAAAAUUUCCGGAGUUUUCCUACCAGGAGCAGGGCAGAUUUGGUAAGCUACUACUUCAAUGUCUUUCUUCUGGAGCGCAGAGGAUACCAGAACAGAUUUACCCCGAAUAUCAUUGACAGUGAUGAUGAGGAAUUAGAAUCUGGAUUGUUGACUAAUGGUAUUGGACAUGAAGCAGAAAAGUUACAAACCUCCAUCUUUUAUUCCCCAAAAAAGCCACAUACAAACUUUAGAUAGUCUGAGAAGUAGCCAACACGAAAUACUGAACAGUCCACGGCGGCCAAUAUGGAUUGGAACCAAGUGCUUCAGUGAGAAUGUAUAGUCUAGCAAUUUUGGAUAUACCGUGGAGAUUAUCAAUGUAGACGACCUUUUUCUGGUAUGCCAAUGCAGAAUUAUCAUUACCUUUGAGAAGUGAAUACGAAUGAUUUUGAAGAGUAACAUUAAGGACCAUUUUUGAAGAAAAAGUUAACAAGAUAUAGGUGGUCGAAGUUGCUCACGGUAGAGGCCCCAGACAGGUUUUGUUCCGUUAAAAGUGCUUUUUGGUUCAUCUGAUUUUGUGUAUGAGGUAUGUUUUUUGUCUAUUCACCAUGAUUGACGAUAAAAAAAAAUUGGGUAUAGCACACUUCUGUCUUUUUUCACUAUUGUUUUUUGACUACGGAGUUGACUUAAAAACAGAAGCCUUAGGGAUAUAGAGAAACGGACCAGGAAAUGGUUUGCUAGAAUCUGAAUUGUAGACCCUCAUGUAUUAGAGUAAAUGCACUUGCUAGUUAUAUGAUUUUUUUCCAAAAAAAAAGGAAGACAGAAAGAAAAGAAAAUGGUUUAGUAAUUA